UCGUGGCGAGUAGUGCGGACAAAAUUGAGAAAAAAAUCAGGGAAGCAACAGCUGUGUUGGAAUGCUAACAAGAUGGGUGUCAGAUCUGAUGACAUGGAGUGGGAGGAUGAGGGUCAAGGAAUGAAUGAAGAAGCAAUGUGAAGGUUAAGUGCUGUAAUUGGUGGUGUUGGGGAUUUAUUUGGUUUAGAAUUUUAUUUUCAUGGUAGGUAGUACAUAGUUGGUCUGAUCAUGAUUGAUCGACAUUCCAGCACAGUAGGUGGCGGCAUGCACUUUAAACGUUGGUUUGUGGACCGCCAUGAUACCACAGAAGAAGAAGGCGGUGAUGAAGAGAGGAGACCAUGUUGAAUUAGCGUUUUAUAUGGAGUGAAUUUAAUCUAACAGUGACAUAAGUAAUUGAUCUGCCGCAAACAUUUAUGAUAUAUAACAUCAAAGUGAGAGAAAGGUGGAACAGGUUUGAGUUGCUGAAUACACCACCACUCACACACACAGCUACACACGUUGACAGAAAAGCUGAGAGAGGAGGGAGACUCACCUGGAACAGAGGGGACAGACCGAAAGGAGCCCAAGGGGAACUUAAAGCUGCGUUGCUUUUGGACUACAGUUACCCUUGUUUGAUUUUCAACAUCAGGAAACUACUUUAACACGUGGAUGGACAUAUACAGACAGAGUGGAAAACAAAUGUUGAACAAUAAGAACAUUAUUAUUUUGAUGAAAUAUUUGUACAAAGGACAUCGAUGUUGAGCAAUUCAAAUGGACUUGAUGCAAAACAAGGAAAUAAAAAUAUGUAAAUGUACGUUUGAACAAAGAUUUAUAUUACAGAUGCUAUUCCCCCGCUUCAAAUAGCAGUUCUAUUGCAGGAAUUAAACUUUGAUUAUUGUUCACAUAUAAUGUUCUAUAUUGUGUGCAGGUGCCGUAUAUUUAUGCAUUUGAAUGCAUAUAUCUCUUCAUUUGGGAGAGCUCUUGUAUAAAUGCUAUUUUUUUUCAUACGGCAGUAAACUCUGUUGAAGGGGACCGAACUGCACGUACAUAUAUAUGUAAAAACGACAGACUUCUGUUGUAAAAGCUUUGGACAAAAAAACAAGAUAAUAUUUGUUAAUGCUUUAUUAGACUCAUCUACUUUUGAAGAGGCUUUUUAAGGGGGCAAAAAAACAGAAAAUAUUAAUAUUUUGAGAAUAAAAACAGGAAAGCGGAAAUGGCAGCUGCCAGAACAGAGAACCUUGGUCCUGUCGUCCUGGGACUGAACAAGCAGAACGGGCAGCUUAGGGGGCUUCCUAAACCGGCUUCUCCCCAAUCAGGACCCCUCGUCCUGGGCUCUCUGUCAGACGAGGCCACAGGUGCAUCCCAGAAAGCGGGUGCUGCCCAGGAGGGAACUGGGAUUAGGUUUGGAGAUGACUGGAAAAAGAGCCUACAGCUCCCUCCCAAAGACACCAGGGUCAGAACCUCUGAUGUAACGUCCACUAAGGGAAAUGAGUUUGAGGACUACUGUCUGAAACGGGAGCUCCUGAUGGGCAUCUUUGAGAUGGGCUGGGAGAAGCCCUCCCCUAUCCAGGAGGAGAGCAUUCCCAUAGCCCUGUCAGGACGAGACAUCCUGGCCCGAGCCAAGAAUGGAACAGGGAAGAGUGGGGCCUACCUCAUCCCCAUGCUGGAGAGAAUAGACCUGAAGAAGGACUAUAUACAGGCCAUUGUGAUGGUGCCCACUCGUGAGCUGGCCCUGCAGGUUAGCCAGAUCAGUAUCCAGAUCAGUAAGCACCUGGGCGGCGUGAAGGUCAUGGCCACCACGGGCGGCACCAACCUGCGAGAUGACAUCAUGCGCCUGGACGAGACUGUGCAUGUGGUCAUAGCCACACCCGGCAGGAUCCUAGACUUGAUUAAGAAGGGCGUUGCCAAAGUGGAUAGAGUCCAAAUGAUGGUGAUGGAUGAGGCAGACAAGCUGUUGUCUCAGGACUUUGUAGUGCUCAUCGAGGAUAUCAUCAGCUUCCUGGCCAAGGGUCGUCAGAUCCUACUCUACUCUGCCACCUUCCCCAUCAGCGUGCAGAAGUUCAUGGCCAAGCACCUGCAGAAGCCCUAUGAGAUCAACCUGAUGGAGGAACUGACUCUGAAGGGCAUCACCCAGUACUAUGCCUACGUCACUGAGAGACAAAAAGUCCACUGUCUCAACACGCUCUUCUCACGGCUGCAGAUCAAUCAGUCCAUUAUCUUCUGUAACUCCACCCAGAGAGUUGAGCUGCUGGCCAAGAAGAUCACCCAGCUGGGCUACUCCUGCUUCUACAUCCACGCCAAGAUGAUGCAGGAGUACAGAAAUCGUGUGUUCCACGACUUCAGAAAUGGACUCUGCAGAAAUCUUGUCUGCACCGAUCUGUUCACCAGAGGUAUUGACAUCCAAGCCGUCAAUGUCGUCAUCAACUUCGACUUCCCCAAGAACGCCGAGACAUACCUGCAUCGCAUUGGAAGAUCAGGGAGGUUUGGUCACCUGGGCCUGGCCAUCAACCUGAUCACCUCUGAGGACCGCUUCAACCUGAAGUCCAUCGAGGACCAGCUGGUCACCGACAUCAAGCCCAUCCCUGGCAGCAUCGACAAGAACCUGUACGUGGCCGAGUUCCACACCGCCAACCUAGACUGCGAGGUGGAGGAGGAGCUGAAGGAGACAGGCUGCCAACAGGAGGAGCCCUAGAACCCCUCAACUGGACAAUAGGACAUACCCAGCUUUUGCACAACAUUCAGCUCUUGCACACAAGCUUCAGGCACCUCUUCAACUUCUCUUUUCGCAACCUUCAAAACCUGGCACAUGGACGUUAAGGUCGAGUUGACUUUUUGCUGAUUUGUAUAUUCUGUUCUUAUUCCCCCUUGUUAUUUCAUUAAGAGCUGCCUGCAUUUUUUUUAUUUAAAAUGGUUUAACCAUGUUGUUUUGCACCAAAGGUAGCUUGCCCAAUGCACACUGAAUGAGAUCAAUCAAUCCUUUUUUGGCUUAAGACAUGUAGGCUAAUGUUUUUUGGAUUGUAUCCUGGUAUUGCAAGGUAACAUAUCAGCUGAAAAACUUCAGAGAUAGGUGAGGAACGUUGUCUUAAAAAAAGUAAGAACCAUGCAAAAUAUUGAUCAAGUUGUACUGUUUCCAGCUGAAUAUGUCGUCCACUUUUAUGGUCAGCUUUGGAGGAGGACAGGUUUGUGUCAUCAAUGACACGAGGCCUAUUGUUAACCGUAGCAACGACCACUAAGGGUAAAGAAAGCUUCAGAGUGUUGGAAAGCUCAUUUCACUUACAUGCAUUUUUUAUUGGAAUUAAGAUACUAUAUUUGUAGGUUUUAAACUUAUUAA
Oncorhynchus mykiss (rainbow trout) is the source of this 3310-nucleotide messenger RNA. Its product is annotated as putative ATP-dependent RNA helicase ddx6. The record is from RefSeq and is a predicted model, not a curated record. Gene Ontology annotation, molecular function: ATP binding; nucleic acid binding; RNA helicase activity. Lineage: Eukaryota; Metazoa; Chordata; Actinopteri; Salmoniformes; Salmonidae.